Molecule: messenger RNA, 2282 nt
Organism: Hippocampus zosterae (dwarf seahorse)
Lineage: Eukaryota; Metazoa; Chordata; Actinopteri; Syngnathiformes; Syngnathidae
Gene: dgat1a
Product: diacylglycerol O-acyltransferase 1a
Exons: 17
Coding region: 367-1884 (505 amino acids)
Biological process (GO): triglyceride biosynthetic process
Cellular component (GO): endoplasmic reticulum membrane
Molecular function (GO): diacylglycerol O-acyltransferase activity
Source: RefSeq, a predicted model, not a curated record
CAUAAUAGCCUACAAGUCAACAGGAAGAAAAGUCAAAUUCCUUUUUCAUUAGCGUCGUUUACGAUUUCAGUGUGAAAUAAUAUUUUGACACGUAAUUUGGUGACUGAAAUGCGAAAAAUGACGCCACCCGGGAGAUGUUAGGCUCUGUGAAGCGGGGAGGGGGAUAGAUGAGAUCUGGCAACCCAUAAGCUAAUUGCCCAAUGAUCUCGAUAGCGUAAGUAUGAAACACCCCCUACGAGCUUACGCACGGACACUCCAACUUCUGCGCUGGUAAUCGUGUCACGCGUUUCCUGCGGGGGGCCACUGACAAGCGAAGGACAUCGGCGGGCCGACAUGUCGUGGCAGGUGAACACUGCGUGAAGUAGGAUGAAUGAUCGAGCCGAGAUGAGAGGGCCUGGCGCCCGCGCAAGGAGGACGACAAUUUCUGACGGCGUGAAGCAGCAAUCCAACGGGAGCAAACCGCCGCCGUGUCCCGGUAAGAAGACGGACGAGUCGGCCAGGCGUCUGAACAGCAACGGAAAGGUGGAGAGAGAACCGGGUCAACAGCGCGCAGAUAAGCAGAAAAAACCAAAGAGUCCGGUGGACGAAAUCAGCGAGGGACUCAGCUGCCAUGUACAACAGGAGUCUCUUCUAAGCUCUGCCAGUGGCUUCAGUAACUAUAGAGGAAUCCUCAACUGGUGUGUUGUCAUGUUGGUCUUGAGUAAUGCGCGUCUCUUCCUGGAGAAUAUAAUAAAGUAUGGCAUCCUGGUAGACCCCAUACAGGUGGUCUCACUAUUCUUGAAAGACCCCUACAGCUGGCCAGCUGCCUGCCUCAUCAUUGCAUCCAACGUGUUCAUUUUGGCAGCCUUGUAUACGGAGAGACGUUUGGCUGUGGGAACAGUGUCAGAAACAACUGGCUUGAUUCUUCAUAUAUUCAACUUGACGUCACUGCUGAUUUUUCCCUCCGUGACGGUCCUCACCGUCACCUCCGUUACCCCCGUUGGCGGUAUCCUCUCCUUGGGCGUCUACACGGUGUUGUUCCUCAAGCUGUACUCCUACCAGGACACCAACAGGUGGUGCCGGGAGAUCAGACAAGCCAAAGCCAGGAGACUGACUCGCUCUUAUUCAUGUCCAUCUGUGGCUCAGUUCAAUGGCUCAGCCGUGCACAGCAAUGUCUCCUACCCUGGGAAUCUCACCCACAGAGACAUGUACUACUUUGUGUUUGCGCCGACGCUCUGCUACCAGCUCAACUUCCCGCGCUCGCCCCGGAUACGCAAACGCUUCCUCCUGAGGAGGCUCUUCGAAAUGCUGUUCUUUAUGCAACUGCUGGUGGGGUUAAUCCAGCAGUGGAUGGUUCCGACCAUACGGAACUCCAUGAAGCCCUUCCAGGAAAUGGACUUUUCUCGAAUGGUGGAGCGCCUUCUCAAGUUGGCGGUCCCCAACCAUCUGAUCUGGUUAAUCUUUUUCUAUUGGUUCUUCCACUCGUCCAUGAACUUUGUGGCCGAGCUGCUACAGUUUGGGGACCGAGAGUUCUACAGAGAUUGGUGGAACUCUGAGAGCGUCACCUACUUCUGGGCCAACUGGAACAUCCCGGUUCACAAGUGGUGUUUGAGACAUUUCUACAAGCCGCUGCUGAGGAGAGGCGUCAACAAGCUGGUGGCCCAAAGCGCCGUCUUUCUGCUAUCCGCGUUCUUCCACGAGUAUUUGGUGAGCGUCCCUUUGAAGAUGUUCCGACUCUGGGCCUUUAUGGGCAUGAUAGCUCAGGUUCCCCUGGCUUGGUUCGUGGGUCGCUUCCUGAAUGGCAUCUACGGCAACGCAGCCGUUUGGAUGUCGCUCAUCAUCGGCCAACCGGUCGCCGUGCUGAUGUACGUGCACGACUACUACGUCACGCACUGCGGCACAUAGCCUGGACCAAACCAACUCGGAGGUCCUAUUUUCAAUCAAUGGCCAAAGAUGGGGAACAUGAAGUCUGAAGGGGGGUGGGGGGGGGGGGGUCUAACAAGCAAAACGAACAUUUUCUCAACUUCAAACAAUGCAAGCUUCAAAGUAUGUGUAAUAAUCGAUGACAUCUGUGUCUAUGUUGUGUUGCCUUCCAAGUUUUGUGUAUCACCUCUGCAAUAAUGUUCCAUUGUUGAAAUCAACAGUUUUUCAGGUUGUUUUGGUGAUUUGCUGCAGAGGUUGAACAACCGGCAAAUGCUUUUGCACUUUACACAGAUGCAUGCUCUCAAAUUGAAACAUAAUAUUUCUAUGAAUGUUUAUUUGUUUUCGCCAUCCAUUUUACACAAUAAAGCAGUGUUUCCUAA